This is a messenger RNA of Ichthyophthirius multifiliis, 1500 nucleotides long. Its product is annotated as peptidyl-prolyl cis-trans cyclophilin-type family protein, putative. Gene Ontology annotation, biological process: protein peptidyl-prolyl isomerization; protein folding. Gene Ontology annotation, molecular function: peptidyl-prolyl cis-trans isomerase activity. The record is from RefSeq and is a predicted model, not a curated record. Gene Ontology annotation, cellular component: catalytic step 2 spliceosome. The transcript has 3 exons. Lineage: Eukaryota; Ciliophora; Oligohymenophorea; Hymenostomatida.
AUGAGUAAUAUUUAUCAACAACAACCUCCAACUAGUGGAAAAGUAAUAUUAAUAACAACCAUUGGAGAUAUUGACAUAGAAAUAUGGGCAAAUGAAACACCAAAAACAUGUCGUAAUUUCAUUUAAUUAUGUCUAGAAGGAUAUUAUGAUAAUACAAUAUUUCAUAGAUUAAUACCAAAAUUUAUAAUAUAAGGUGGCGACCCAACAAAUACUGGUACAGGUGGUGAAAGUAUAUAUGGUGGUACAUUUUAAGAUGAAUUUCAUUAAAGAUUAAAAUUUUCUCAUAGAGGAAUUCUAGGAAUGGUUAACGAAGAAGGAAAGCCUAAUUCGAAUAGAAGUUAAUUUUUUAUAACUUUCGACUAAUGUAGUUGGUUAGAUAAGAAAAAUACCGUAUUUGGUAAAGUUACAGGAAAUUCAAUAUAUAAUUUAAUGAAUUUAUAGGAAUUAUAAACUGAUAAAAACGACCGACCAAUUAAUCCUCCUAAAAUAAUAAAAACAAAAGUUGUUGUGAACCCUUUUUAGGAUAUUACAGUUAGAAAAGAUGAAGAAAUAUAUAAAGAAGUAGAAAAUUUAAAUAAUAAAAAAGAAGAAAAAAUAACUUAAAUAAAAAAAAAUUAAAUUUAAAAAAAAAAUCUAUUGUCUUUUUAAGAAGAAGAAUAAGAAGAAGAAGAUUUUGAAAAAGAAGAAGAUUAGGAAUAAGAAUAAUUUUAAGAAAAAAAAAGAUUCCAAAUAUUCAUGAUAUAGUACAAAAUGAGAAAUUAAGUAAAUAACCAAUCGUUAAUAUAAAUGAAUUCUAAGAAAAAAAAAAGAAGAAUUAAAAAAAAAUAACUUCAAUAAAAGAUUAAAUAAGUAGAAAAUAAUAAUGAAGAUGAAUAUGAUAAUGUAGAUAAUAAUAAUAAUUAAUUAUAUAAAGAAGAUGUUAUUUAAAAAAACUUUUUAUUUAAGAAAAUAAAGAAAUAGGUACUAAACUUGCUUAAGAAAAUCAAAAUUUAACCACUUAUAAAACCAGAAGAAAUAAAAAAACUGGAAAAAAAAAUAAGAGAAUAAUAAAAAAAUGAAUAUGAAAAUCUUAAAAUUACACAUUUAAAAUAAAAAAGAGAAUAAAUAGGAACUAAUUCAUCAGAAUUUCAAAAAUAACUUAAAGAAAAUAAAAAAUUACUUUCAAGUUUAGAAUAAAGAAAAUAAAGAUUUUUAUAAGAUUAAAAAAAUCAAUAACAUGAAGGAAAUUAUAUGAAAAGAUUAUAAGAAUUUAAAAAAUAAUUAAAUAAUGAACAGGGUAAAAAUAAUUGGCUGAAUCAUAAACUAAAAUUCCAAGUAACAGCCGCAAGAGCUUUUUAAGAUAUGGAAACUAAAUAAAAAGUAGUAGAUUUUGAUGUUAAUUAAUAUCAAGAAAGUAGUAAAAUGUAAGAAUUCAGAUAAAUAAAAUAAUAUAUUCCAUAAGAAAAGAAAAGAAAUGAAAUAUUAUCUGUGGAUGAAUUAAUUAAAAUGUCAGAAAAAUGA